AUGCGCCAAAUUCCUUCACAAGCAAGCUGGUGUGCCCGAAGGCCCUUGUGGGCGUGCCGAAUUAGAAAAGUUUCAACAGUACCUGGCAUGGCGCCCGACUACCAGUUGAAAGUGAUGACCACAUGCUAUCCAUAUUGCAUUACGUUUCAAGGAAACGUGGAAUCGCCAAAGUACAUCAUCCGCCUCCUGUAUCAACCAGAGUACGAAAGCGAUGUGGGUCAUUACCAUGGAUGUACGUCUUACCUCGGAUUCCUGGAAAGAUCGUAUUUUUGUGACACGUGCAACAAAGGCUUUGACCAUGACGACUUCCGCAACCACCCAUGCGAGGGCCGUCGCUGUAAAGCAUGCAAGCAGACCGAAUGUGGUACAAAACCUCACGAACCCACUCUCCACUGCUCAGCCUGCAACCGCCAUUUUUACAGUCAGAACUGCCUCGCCUUACACCGCGGAAAAAACAUCUGCAUGACCCUAGUACGAUGCGGUAACUGUUGCAAACAAUUUCAGCCAGACCCCCAACAGCUACACCGUUGUUACUUUGGAAAAUGCUCUAACUGUAAGGAGUACGUGGACCUUAGAGAACACAAAUGCUACAUUCAACCCAUCCCUGAACAAGAAGAUUCACCCAAACGGAAAACGAAAGCCAAAAUCAAGAAGCAUUUAAAAAUAAACCCCGAGGCAUCCGUGUACGAAGAACCAUCCAUCUUCGUCUACGCGGACUAUGAAGCCAUGAUCAGCGAAGACGGAACACACCUACCCAUUUGCGUCUGCGCUCAAACUUCCGAAAACAACACCUCCUACACGUUUUAUGGCGACGAUUGCAGUAAACAGUUUCUGGAAUUCUUGACGAACCUUACCGAAGAUCAGUACAAAGAACCGCGUGAAGUCAUCUGCAUAUUCCAUAAUUUAAAAGGGUAUGAUUCCAUUUUCAUACAGCAUCAGCUUGUGAUAGAAGGAAGAAAAUUCGAUGUGAUGAUUCCUAACGGCACAAAGAUGAUUUCUCUGGAAGCUGGUAAAAUCACAUUUAAAGAUUCCAUGGCUUUUCUUCCCAUGACUCUGUCCGCAUUUACCGACACCUUUGGUCUCACCGAGUUGAAAAAAGGCUUCUUCCCACACAAGUUUCAUACGCAAGAAAAUCGAAGUUAUGUGGGUCCGUUACCUGAAGUUUCUUACUAUGAUCCGGAGGAAUGUCGAGUAAGAAAAAAAGAAGAAUUCGAAGUGUGGUAUAGAGAAGAAGCAGCCAAACAACACCCAUUCGAUCUCAAAGAAGAACUGCUUGCAUACUGUCACUCAGAUGUUGCGUUACUGAAAGCUGGAUGUCACAAAUUCAUCCAAGAAUUUAAAAGCAUCGCCGGUUUCAAUCCUAUGGAAAAAUGCGUUACGAUCGCCGCAGCGUGUAACCGUUAUUGGAGGAGGAAACAUUUACCCUUAGAUCUCAUAGCAAUAGAACCUUCAUCGGGGUGGCGAGGUGCCCGUAUGAAUCACUCCAAAGCAUCAUUGGAAUGGUUGAUGUGGCAAGAAUACAAUACCGGAAGUCGAAUUCAGCACGCACGUAACGGAGGAGAGUAUCGUAUCCCUGUUGGCCCUACCUCGUACUUCGUGGAUGGUUACGAUGCACAGACCCGCACAGUCUACGAAUUUCACGGGUGCCUCUAUCAUGGCUGUCGUACCUGUUACACCAAUCGCAAACAAAUUCCGUUCUGUUCCAAUGGGUUGACCGUAAAAGCCUUACGCCAACAGACCAGUCAGAAAAUCCAAAAACUCCGCGGUAAAGGGAAUCGAGUGGUGGAAAUCUGGGGGUGCGAAUGGGAGAAAGAGAAGAAAGAAACAACAGCCAUUACCGAAUUUCUAAAAGAUUUGGAUAUCGUCCCUCCUUUGAACCCAAGAGAAGGUUUUUACGGUGGUAGAACGGGCGCCGCCUGCCUGUACCAUAAAGUAAAUGAAGAAGAAAGAGAAGAAAUCCGCUACAUCGACGUAACCUCUGAGUACCCCUACGUAAACAAGUAUGGUACGUACCCUGUAGGCCACCCGGACAUCUAUUUGGAACCAGAGAAUCAAGACCCUAGAAGUUACUUUGGCUUGAUGACUGUGGACAUCACCCCACCCGCUGACCUGUAUAACCCAGUCUUACCUUACCGUCAUAAAAUUGGAAACUCCUACAAGCUGACCUUCCCGUUAUGCCGUAAGUGUGUAGAAAUUGAGACACAGAAAGAACACAUGCUGGAACGCGACUAUCACUGCCCACACAGUGAUGAAGAACGAAUGUUACGAGGCACCUGGUGUACCCCAGAGAUACAUAAAGCAAUCGAAAAAGGAUACCGACUCGUCCGAAUUCAUGAAGUAUGGGACUUCCCGCAGCGUCGAAAGGGUCUGUUCCAACCGUACGUGGACACCUGGUUAAAAAUUAAGCAGGAGAGCGGUGGCUACCCAAACUGGGUGCGGACUGAUGCGCAAAAAGAAAAAUACAUUCAUUGCUAUGAAGAAAAAGAAGGUAUCCGACUCGACCCUACCAAGAUCGUCAAGAACCCCGGAAGAAAAGCCACGGCUAAACUCAUGCUUAACUCCUUCUGGGGGAAAUUUGGCCAACAAAACAAUAAAUCGAAGACCAAACAAUGCACGCAACCCUACGAACUCCUAGAUCUGCUUGACGACCCUCUCUUCACCGUAACAGACAUCCGUAUUCUUAAUUCCGAAGUGAUAGAAGUAUCGUACAAACGCGAUAAAGAAGAUCCUUACAAAGGGAGCAAUACUAAUAUUUUCAUCGCAGCAUUUACCACCUGUUUGGCCCGCCUUAAAUUGUACGAAUCGUUGGAGAAGUUGGGUGACCGAGUCUUAUAUUACGAUACAGACUCGGUCUUAUAUACAUGGAAACCGGGGCAGACAGAAAUCGAGCUUGGCGACUACCUCGGCGACAUGACCAACGAGCUUGACAAUGGCGACUUUAUUGUAGAAUUCAUCUCCGCAGGUGCGAAGAACUAUGGGUAUCAAACAAAGAAUGGUAAAGUGGUGUGCAAAGUAAAGGGAUUCUCGCUGAAUGUACGUGGUGCCAAACAGCUAAAUUACGACAUCAUCCGCCAAAAUAUUUUGGAUGAGGUUCUUCACCCGUUAGAUGAACAAAGAAAAACGCUGGUAGUCAACCCGACCCACUUCGUCAGAAACCCCACUUUGAAAAAAAUCAAGACUGAGACUCAGACCAAGUCGUAUCAACUCGUGUUUGACAAGCGAGUUUUAGAUCAUUCGCACGGUUUUAAGUCUUAUCCUUACGGAUAUUCGCGACUGGAUGCACAAGAUUUGGAGAACAUGGACUUGUUGCUUUUAUAA
Messenger RNA from Pocillopora meandrina, 3318 nucleotides. The record is from the annotation of a GenBank genome assembly. NCBI's taxonomy places the organism in Eukaryota, Metazoa, Cnidaria, Anthozoa, Scleractinia, Pocilloporidae.